Molecule: messenger RNA, 1632 nt
Organism: Talaromyces marneffei
Lineage: Eukaryota; Fungi; Ascomycota; Eurotiomycetes; Eurotiales; Trichocomaceae
Exons: 1
Coding region: 1-1632 (543 amino acids)
Cellular component (GO): nucleus
Molecular function (GO): protein binding
Source: RefSeq, a predicted model, not a curated record
AUGACAACAAAUACAGGCAUUCAGACUCAAUUAUCUGAACUAUCGACAAAAAUAUACGACAAUUACGACCCUCACAAUCCACAGAUCUACCUAGACCGAGCAAAGCUAUACGCAAAACUAGGAUUCUAUGACCUCGCUGCAGCAGAUGCCUACAGAGCAUUGACCUUAUUGGAAUGUGCUAUUGAGCCUGAUUCAGCAGAGUAUGUUGCUCAGAGGCGGGUUGACACUACAGAUGACGGAGAUGAUGAAGAGGAGUUUGUCGAAAUUACAGAAUCAGAGUAUGAGUCGAUGAUCGGCGAGACGUAUCUCAUUCUUGUCCAGAGUUUGGUUCAAUGUGGAUGUUUGCGUGAUGCGUUCGAGUUUCGGGGUAGAGCUAUCGAGCAUUUAUCCUCCCUGGAUGCAAAUUUCAAAGAGAUCAUAUCCCAACUCCAAAAUAUGGACAAAGGACUAGACAUACCCGCCGAGAAAAUGGCUACGCUUCCAGGCCAAGGAUAUGCGCGGCGAGUCCUCUAUCCAUGGAAUGAGCAUGAGCCAGACCGCAAAGCGCCCGAAACACUCGAUCUCCUCAACAAACGCCUGGAAACAGUCGCGCCGAAUCUGGAAGUUAAAGCCGUCGCGUUACCGGCUUUGCAUGGAGAGUCCAAUAUAGAAAAGGAAGGAGAGGUAUCAAUUCAACUAGGUCUCUUCGCCAAACGUGAUAUUCAAGCGGGUGAAAUCAUUCUACGAGAAUCGUCUCUAUUAACAGCCACAAACCGUCUGCACGACGAUUUGUGCGACGCCUGCAACGGCCCAUUACCCGACUUAUCGGUCCCCACAGAGAAAGAAAGGGGUGAAAGAGCAGUAGCCUGCGCCUCGUGCGACGAUAUAAUCUUCUGCAGCCAAAAAUGCCACGACGAAGCUCAAGAGACCUACCACGGCGCCAUUUGCGGCCAGGAAGGUCUCGACUCAAUUGGCAAGGAUGUCGCUGACCCAAAGGACAAGGCUGAUUAUUUAUAUUUCCUGUUACUUGGACGCGCAAUCGCGAUGGCCGCGACGCAGGAUAUGCAUCCGUUGGAGAUGCCGGAAAUUAAAUAUAUAUGGGGCGAUUUCCACGACUACCAUCCCGAUGCAGAUAAUGAGUCGAAAGAGGAGUAUUCGCUCCCGUUUUCGUUUCAGCUUAAUAUCCUCCAACCAACCCGCCUACUGGAAGAAAUGGGCCUCGACCCGUUUACGACUUUGGCCCGGUAUGAUACUUGGAUUUUGAAUACGCUCUAUGCGAAAUUCAGGGGCACAGCUUCGGGUCGUUUGUCGACCUGGGAUGGGGGUCCGGAAGUAUGCGCUGUGCACCCGCUAUGGUGUCUCGCGAAUCAUUCGUGUGAUCCGAAUGUGAGGUGGGAAUGGGGUGGGGAGAUUUGUUUUAUGGUUAGGAAGAAAGAUGAGAAGGCGGUUUGGAGAAGGGAGAUUGAUGGAGUGAAGGAAGAGAGGGCCACAGAAACCAGCAAGGAAGGGGUUAUGAUUCGGAAGGGAGAAGAGAUUUUGAACCAUUAUUGCGAUAUUGGGAUUGAGGUUCGGGAGAGAAGGGAAUGGGCUCGUGGUGCGCUUGGGGGAUUGUGCCAGUGUGCAAGAUGUCAAUGGGAGGCUGCGGAUGAUUAG